AAUACAUUUAAAAAUCUAUAAUAUGGGUUUGGUCUAGAUGAUAUAAUUUAGUAUUAUUUAAAUUAUUUCAGAAAUACCUUUGAUGUUGAUGAUGAAAAAUUGCAUUUAACAUUCACAUAAUGCACUACUUAUUAAUUUUUAGUGUGAUUAUUCAAAUCUCGUUUUGCGUAUUUGCUCGAGAACCAGAAACAUAUGUUUUGUUUACUAAUAGAAAAAAUGAACUUAACGUUAAAAGGUUUGGUAAAUUUGAAAAGACUUCAAAACAAUUGUUACUCACUUCUUUUGUGGAAAAUGACGACGUAGAAACAACUGAUAACAACAAUGGGGGCAAUAUAAACAUUUUAAAUUAUAAGACGUCUUCUAAUAGUAAAGAAUGUAUGGACUUUGAUCAUUUAGCUAAUAAUAUAAAUACUACAUUAAAAGUAUGUGUCGAUCUUGGAAAUUCUUUGUGGUUUGGUGGACCUGAAAGAAGUGAGCAAUUAUGGCCAUUGAAUAAAUUUAGAAUGACAGAAUAUCCAUUUGUUUCAACUGGAGAGGUUGAGAGCCAAGCAGUCCUAGAGUCUUAUUUUUUAAGCUCAGAUGGUUUCUAUAUUCACAUAGAUGAUUCAGUUCCACUAUUUUUGGAUAUCAAUGGACAGUACACACAAGAAAAAAUGUGCUUUACGUCCAAAGUACAACCACCUUAUAGAAAAACUGAAAAUCGAUUAAAAUAUCGAGUAUGUCGAUAUGAAAAUGCCAAAAUAGCUCAUCAAAAAGCUAUAAAUGAUGUUCUCGGGAAGCCUAAUUCAGCACCAAGUUCGUUCUUGGUAAAAAAUCCUAUUUGGUCUACAUGGGCCAAGUACAAAACAAAAAUUGAUUCACAAAAAGUAUUAGAUUAUGCCAAUCAAAUUGUUGAUAAUGGAUAUCCUAAGGGACAACUUGAAAUUGAUGAUGAUUGGGAAACAUGUUAUGGCAGUGCAGAAUUUAAUCAAAACAAAUUUCCAUAUAUCAAAAAACUAGUAUCAACGCUACAUGAUAUGGGUUUCCAAGUUUCUCUUUGGGUACAUCCGUUCGUUCAGAUGAAUUGUGAUGUCUUUAAUGAACUAUUAGAUAAAAAAUACUUUGUGAAUAGUACAAAUGGUAUUGUAAAUACGAAAUGGUGGAAUGGUGUUGCUGGUCACAUAGAUUUUACAAACCCUUACGCUGCUAGAUGGUGGUCAAAUAGAUUAUUCAAAUUACUCGAUUACACUAAAAUUGACACUUUAAAAUUUGAUGCUGGUGAAAGUACAUGGUGCCCCCAAUUACCAGUGUAUUACAAUAAUGAUUUAACAUACUACCCAGACAAUAUUGUUAACGCAUAUAUUGAUACAAUAUCACAAUUUGGUGAUAGAAUUGAGUAUAGAACAGCCAGGAGAGUACAGAAACAAGGAAAAUUCGUGCGAAUGAUUGACAGAGAAUCUCGAUGGAAUUGGAAAUUAGGAUUGCAAUCUCUUGUAACUGCUUUACUACAUUUUAACAUGGUAGGUUAUCCGUAUGUGUUACCAGAUAUGAUUGGCGGGAAUGUAUACAAUGAUGAUAAAAUCUCAGAAGAAUUAUUCAUUAGAUGGAUGCAAGCUAAUACAUUUAUGCCAGUAGUACAAUUUUCAAUCCCUCCCUGGGAUUUUGGAGAAAAGACUGCAAAAAUUUGCAAAAAAUUUUGGAAUCUUCACUUACAAUAUGCUGAUGUUAUUGUAAAAUUAAUGGAAAAUGCAGUAAAAAAUGGUGAUCCAAUAAAUCCUCCAAUAUGGUGGAUUGAUCCAAAUGAUCCAACAGCCUUUUCUAUCGAUGACGAAUUUCUUUUGGGCGAAGACAUUCUCGUAGCUCCAGUUAUGGUUCAGAAUGCUACAAAACGAAACAUUUAUCUUCCAGCCGGUAAAUGGAAAGAUAUGAAUAAUCCUAAUGAACCUUUAAUUGACGGUAAAAUAUGGGUAUAUGAUUAUGCCGCUGACAUCGAAAUUCUUCCUUGGUUUAUUCGAAUGAAUGACGAAGAAGAAAAAUUAACUUCUUCAGCCUCAAAAAUUUCAGAUUUUAAUCAGUUAAAAUUUAAGGCAACUAUAUUUGUUAUUUUAAUGACUUUAAUUUCCUACUUUUUAUGAUUGUAGUGAUAAAAAUCAAAUAUUAUUUGUAUGAUAUUAAUGUAUGAACUAUCAUUAAAACAAUGAAAAUUUUGCUAAUACUAAAAAAAUUACCUAACGAUCUCCAAUUUUCAAUAUAUUUGUUUUAAAUAAAAGAACUUUGAGGGAUUUUUAAAAAAUUAUUUGCGAAUAUAAUAAUUUUUUUUUUUUACACUCCGUUCAGAUUUUAUUAUAUUCAAAGCUGUCAAUAUAUCUGGAUGCCUCUGUUUUGAUUUUUUAAUCUUAAGUUUUAAUGUUCAUAAAGCUGCGUCAAUAGGUAUGAUAGCAGAUUCAGGAGUUCCUUAAAUAUAUUUAAAAAAUAUAUUAUACAUCUGAACUAAGACACAAUGAGAUAUAUAUAUAAGUUAUUUUAUUUUUUACAACAUAAAAUCUCAUUUUAUUCAACCUGUUCUUGUUUAGAAUUUGAUUUUCAAAUGAAAUUUGGUUAUUCUUACUAUUUAAUAUCAAACCUAAUUUUUCUUUUACAUUAUGGCGACAUUGACGUAAAAAUUUAUGAAUAACACCAGGGCUCAUUCAUUUAUUUAAUAUGCAGCUUAUUUCUUACCAAGCGUGGUUUGUAGCCACAACAAUGUCUUUUUUUUUUUAUUUUAUAAUUAAUAGCAGAAGAAAUAAAUAAUAAAUUAUAAUUUUCUUGAUGUUAAAAUUAAGUAAAUUUUAAAAAUUUUAUAAUUAAGAUAAAAUUAACUAUACUCUAAUAUUUGUUCUUUUAAAAAUUAAAGUUAGAUAAUAUUUUUAAGUUAAUUUAAAAAUUUGAUUUUCCUUGUAUUUUUGAUAUAAAAAUAUUAAAGUUUAUUUAUGUUAAAGUCAACAUUUAUUUUAAACAUUGGAGUAGAAUGUGACAAGUGAUAUUCAAUCAACUUUAAUAUAUAGGUGCAAAUCUUAGGUUAUUUUACAAGAGACAUGAAUUUUAAAUAGAAUUUAUGAGUUACAAACUGUAACAUUUAAUUAAUAUUAAAACAUGACAUGAUCACUGGGGAUUGAUAGCCGGCUAUCGAAACACUACUAAAAAUCAUGUGAAAAAAAGGAGGAAAGCACGGAAUUAGAGCUUGAGACCUACCCCUUGAUCACCGUGCACUUAUGAUUCAAUAUCCUAUACACUUCCAUAUAGGUUGAUAACGUAAUUUACAGCCGACAGAAACACUGUAUCGUUUUGAAUAUUUUAAACUUUAAAUUUUUUUAUUGUGUGCUGUAAAUACUUUAAGAGAAUAGCAUUUAUUAUUUUCUAGUUUAUAUAUAAAUUCUAUCUUAUUAAAAAUUAA
Messenger RNA from Daktulosphaira vitifoliae (grape phylloxera), 3412 nucleotides. RefSeq names its product myogenesis-regulating glycosidase-like. Bases 120 to 2114 code for a protein of 664 amino acids. Gene Ontology annotation, biological process: carbohydrate metabolic process. The record is from RefSeq and is a predicted model, not a curated record. NCBI's taxonomy places the organism in Eukaryota, Metazoa, Arthropoda, Insecta, Hemiptera, Phylloxeridae. The transcript is spliced from 8 exons. Gene Ontology annotation, molecular function: hydrolase activity, hydrolyzing O-glycosyl compounds.